AUGCAGCUGCGAAGGGCCUGCGCGGCACACCCGAAUAUCAGCAUUUUUGAGACCGAAGUCACCGCGACGAUUAAAGGCGAUUCAGGCCCCGAGAUUCUUGGUGUUGAGACCAGGACUGCCGAUCCAGUCACGGGAAAGAAGAAGCCCGACUGCUUCUUCGGCCAGCUGACCAUUAUCGCGGACGGCUAUGCGUCUAAGUUCCGAAAGCAAUACAUUGGCAAGACGCCUGUCGUCAAGAGCAAGUUCUACGCUCUUGAGCUAAUCGAUUGCCCCUUCCCUCCAGAAGGUUACGGUCACGUCGUCAUCGGAAAGGCGUAUCCCGUUCUCCUCUACCAGAUCGGUACACAUGAGACGCGGGCUCUGAUUGAUGUACCAGAGAAGAUUCCGGAGGCGUCGCCGGAGAAGGGAGGCGUUCGUGGCUAUAUCCGCAAUGUUGUGUUGCCCACUCUGCCCAAACACGUCCAGCCAAGCGUCGAAGCUGCCCUUGCGGACGGCAAGAUCCCAAAGAGCAUGCCCAACAGCUACCUACCGCCGACAAAACAGAUACAACAUCCAGGCGUGAUUGUCCUCGGUGACGCCAUGAACAUGCGCCACCCUUUGACUGGCGGCGGUAUGACUGUGGCUUUCAACGAUGCCGUCGUGCUGACGGAGCUGCUCGAGGACAUUCCAAAUCUGGGCGAUUAUAAGGCUAUCCACAAUGCGAUGCGUGAGUUCCACUGGCGGCGCAAGAGCCUGUCGACCAUCAUCAACACGCUCGCCAUGGCGCUGUACAGCCUCUUUGCGGCGUCGGACCCGCAAUUGACGGCGCUCAAGAUCGGCUGCUUCGACUACUUCCAGCGAGGCAUGACAGAUGAGCCUGUUGCGUUGAUGGGCGGCAUCCUGCACCGCCCGUUCACACUGGCGUCCCACUUCUUCACCGUUGCGUUCCUCGCCAUCUGGCUGCACGCACUGGAGGUCAUGGGCGGCAGCGUCUUUGGCUUCUUGAAGCUGCCGAUCGCGAUCAUUGACGGCAUCCUCAUUCUCUGGAGGGCGUGUGUUGUGUUCUUGCCGGUCAUUUAUCGCGAGUUCCAGUAG
This is a messenger RNA of Phaeoacremonium minimum UCRPA7, 1074 nucleotides long. RefSeq names its product putative squalene epoxidase protein. Gene Ontology annotation, cellular component: membrane; endoplasmic reticulum. Gene Ontology annotation, biological process: ergosterol biosynthetic process. Lineage: Eukaryota; Fungi; Ascomycota; Sordariomycetes; Togniniales; Togniniaceae. Bases 1 to 1074 code for a protein of 357 amino acids. The record is from RefSeq and is a predicted model, not a curated record. Gene Ontology annotation, molecular function: squalene monooxygenase activity; flavin adenine dinucleotide binding. The transcript has a single exon.